This is a messenger RNA of Phanerochaete carnosa HHB-10118-sp, 1359 nucleotides long. RefSeq lists its product as uncharacterized. The coding region runs from base 4 to 1173 and encodes 389 amino acids. The transcript has a single exon. Lineage: Eukaryota; Fungi; Basidiomycota; Agaricomycetes; Polyporales; Phanerochaetaceae. The record is from RefSeq and is a predicted model, not a curated record.
GUAAUGACUGAAUUGACCGUUCAUAGUCGUCCAUCGGAGGCCCACGAUCCACCAUGUAUUGCAAGCCAUAACUCAUUUCCGCGGCUUCUGAAUCUCACCACCAACGGACUCAUUCUACUACAUGCUCGUUCCUUCUUUCGGCCUUUACUAAAGACUUUGCACCUUAAGGCUUUCACUGGUUCGGCUUCAAUAUGGCGAGAUCUGCUGGAAGCCCUGGCACAGCUGGCAUGUCUGGAGAGCCUUAUGAUAGAAAGUAAAUUCCAAGACAUACCCAACGGUGUACGACACUGCACGGACGCAGUGUUAGAUCAUCCUGUUGGGCUUCCCAAACUGCGCUUCUUGCGUACUGACUGCGGUGAAGUCGGCUGGAAAACUGCCCUACUGCUGAAUAACCUCGAUUUCCCGACACACACAAGGCUCCAUAUCAGUUAUAAUCAGGUGGCCGCUGCAGAAAGCAUGGUCAGGGGGCAUAGUGCGAGUGAAGAGCGAUCUGCUCUCUCUCGCACGUUGUCAUCCAAGCUCUCUCGUCGCUCUCAAUCCCGGACUGACGCACUGUCCAUCCAGACACUACACAUCUUGGCUGACGACCACAUCGAUGGCAUCUGUAACGUCGAGGGAUGGGAAGCUCUAUGUCCACCAGACAUUCUGUGCCGAUCGGGCCCCUUCGCAUUUGCAGACUGGAAGUCCUUGCCAAGCUCUUCGCCGCCGCCAGCGAUCACGCUUCAAUCGUGCGUGGAUAGCAUAUUUGCGCACUUCGACGAGUUGGACGCUUUCAGACAUGUGGAGGCCCUGAAGCUCACGAGCGGACCGAUGCAGCGCGUCCGUGCGGGUAUUGCCAACCUGCCAGUACACUCGGUAUUUGGUCUUCUGAGCAACGUCCGCACUCUGUCGGUCAAAGGAUGGCUCGCAAGGAACGUGCUGGACGCCAUGAAUCCGGCGAACACAGGAGAAUUGAUGCUUCCCUCGGUAAAGACGUUACAUAUCCAGACUUUCAAGUUCGGCCUCGCCGAAUCGGGUCUGCCUCUGUCUCGCGUGCUGCAACGCCGUGCAGAGAUUGGGCACCGUUUGGAGAAACUCGUAUUAUCGGACUGCAUGGGCGUUAAAGGGUCGGAGUUGGAGGCUCUCAGGCAGGACGUCGAGGUGGUUUGGGAUGGUCGUUGGUUACAGGGAUAGGAGUACAUGAGAUAUCAUGUUGACUGUGACCCAAAUGAACAAUUUCAUUCUUGCUCAGAGCUUCCUCGAAUAGUGGCGUGCAACCAGAGCUACACGCAGCCACUCAGCAAGCCUAGUGGUCUCCAAUAUCACAGUUAAACUCAGGAAACUCCAUAUUCAAUGGCCACCUAUAGUUGCGCUAAUUAG